Messenger RNA from Lactuca sativa (garden lettuce), 2760 nucleotides. Lineage: Eukaryota; Viridiplantae; Streptophyta; Magnoliopsida; Asterales; Asteraceae. The record is from RefSeq and is a predicted model, not a curated record.
AAAAUAAAAAUUAUUAUGUAGUUAAUAACAAUGACAUAAAUAUUUUAACAACAUAUUCAUUAGUGUCAAAAUAAUUAUAUUCCCUACGACCCAUCCGAUGACAUUGUGUGAUCCCUAUAAAUACCAAACCGAACAAUGGAGGGAGAUGCAUAUGUCUAAGGAGUAUAUAUCCACACAAGUAUUUCAAACACUCCACUUGACUAAAUGAGGAAGAACAUGAAUCUCUCGCCUUCUCCUUCUCCGUUACUCAACAAACAUAAAGAAAUACGACUAUGGCCUUCCUGCAAGCACCCAAAAACCCUCUCUUUUCGAGCCACUACACCAGAUCAUGAUUCGUUGUUUAUAGAUCCUAAGGAGUUUUUGCCUGAGGCAGAAGUCGAGCUGACAAUGCCUGGUUACUACUUCAGUAACUCAUCAGAAUCCGCCACUGCCAGCAUGUCGACUGAAUCCGAAACAUACUUUGACUACAACGAGUCCUCCUCGGUGGAGAUAAUCGUACGUGGGGUCAAGUCUGAAAGGUUGUUUUUUAAACCUGAUACAACAAGUGCGAUACUUGAAACUCAAGGAAGUGGUAGGCAACGUACUACGCCUGUAGAUAUUGAUGGUGGUGUUUUUCCGUAUAAAGAGAGUGUGGCAAUGGUGAUGGAAUCGGAGGAUCCGUAUGGGGAUUUUAAGAAGUCGAUGGAGGAGAUGAUGGAGAGUCUUGAUUUGAAAGAUUGGGAUUGUUUGGAGGAGUUGUUGGGGUGGUAUUUGAGAAUGAAUGGGAAGAACAAUCAUGAGUUCAUUAUUGGAGCUUUUGUUGAUUUGCUUGUUGGGAUUUCUGGUGGUGAUGAUUCCUGCUCCGAUCAUUCUAUAGCUUCUUUCAAUUCAGCCGCUUCCACUUUUUCUUCUCCCAUCUCAUCUCCCUUAUAUCAAGUUGGUAGCGAGAAGAACAUCGAUCAAGGAAAAAUGAUAUGGAUAUGGGAGAUGUUUCACAAAAUAGCUCUUGAGUUCACCGAACUAAAUAAGAAGGUCAUCCCAAGGAUCCUACAAUGGAAAAGGGUGAUAGACAUCAGUUGGGAGUCUUGUAUGUCAUUUAUACAUGGAUAUCAGGAUGUUUACAAACAUUUAUGGCUGCGACUUACACCAAACAAUGUCGAGCACUCUACUAUAUGGUUGAUAGAAAGCUCCCCUUUUUCUAAUGGCGUUCAAGAUAAACAGGCCAAAAGGACACCAAAGAAGAUGGCUCGUACUGGUGUCCCUUCAUCCUCAUCAAUGCACAAACAGAUCACACCAAUACCAUUUGCCGCCACCAUCAUGGGUACAUAUGAGGAGAGGUUAACAACGAUCGAGGCUACAAUCCAAGGAUUACAGACUUGUCAGAACAUGAUUGCGAAUGAUAUGGUGCAGAUUAAGAAAGAAAUGUCCAACAGUUUCACACAGAUUAGACAAGAACUGACUCUUAUGAGAGCUACUGUGCCAUGUGUGAUGGAUAAUUACGAGAAUAUGUUUGUUGAUGCUGAUGAAUUUAUUGAUAAGAUGGAGGGGGAUGAGAAGAAGCAUGUAGAGGAGGAAGCAAAGUCUACUGAUCAUACAGUAUGUACAUGUUGUGAGCUACUCUUCAUUAUAUACUAAUAAGUUGUUUUAUUAUAAUGCUAGUAUGUUGGCAUGCAGGUCGUGCCGAAUAAGGAAGAUGAGAAGGAGUCAUAUAUAAAGGUUGCCAUGUUUAAGGAUGUAGAUAAAAAGGUUGUUGGCAUACAUGAUGGGUCAAAUGAUGAAUGUGGGAACAAUAAGGAUGACAAAGUUGUCAUAUUUGAGGAUGUAGAAAAGAAGAAGGAUAGAUCUAUCGUCGAUAAAGGGCCAAUGUACAAGAUACCAAAAAAUGUGGAUCUCAAUAAGCAUAAAAAACGCCCAAGAGCCUAUUUCAAAUCUUCAUAUAUGAGUAUCCCUUCGACUUCACGAGAACCACUCCGUCCUCCACAUUUCAAAAUAGAUGCAUUACAAUCUGAAGAAAUAUUUGCUUUAUAUGAUAAAAGGGAUGAAGAAGCACUUUCUUUUACAUAUAGAGGCGAAUAUGUGGGCUAUCCUUGGGGCAUUGAUUUCUGGAAGCACAUUUUCUGCCAUAAUGAUCCAAUUGAAGAACGUGGUUGGCUAGAAACUUCGCAUAUCGAUAUGUGGAGCCUUUUACUAUUAGAUACCAAGCUCCCCGACGAAAGAUGGACGAUUAUGCCCAUCCAUUUUAUGGCCUUUUUUGACGAGAAGUCAUUGAUCCCUUUUGCAAAUGGGUCGAAGCCUCCGUAUGAAGAUUGGGCUAAUGUUGAUUUGGUGUUGUUUCCUAUCAAUAUUAACAAUUGUCAUUGGUUGACGGGAGGUAUGGACCUGAGGACAUGGAAUUUAACACUUUAUGAUAGCUCGAUUUCAGAAGUAUCUAAUGAGAUAAUAUUGGAAAACCUACUAGCUUUCAAAGAGAAUUUCAAUGACUUCUUAAAGUUAAUAGAUUAUUGGACAAAGACUGGACGAGAGUCCACCCACAUGAAUUUGAAUAUUCAAUUUGCCAAAGGUGUACCCCAACAAGUAAAUGGCAGUGAUUGCGGGGUUUUUGUUUGCAUGUGGUUAGAGGCUCUAAGUAGUGGUAAAGAGUUGAACAUAAAAAAAGAUGAUGUAGCGGCUGAAUGUAUGGAAUAUCGUAGACGUAUGGCACGAAUUAUAUGGGCACGUCGUGAUUAGUGACGAUGUAAUAGACAUUUGCAUCUUAAUUUAAUAAAGAAAAUUAAAAUUCAA